UGGGCGCCGCCGUCACAUGACCUCCCUUUGAAGCCUGGGCGUGUCGUUUCGUCAGAGUGCGCCUGCGUCGUCUGUAGCCCCCAUCGUCAGGCUGACUGCGCAGGCGCAAGUGGGCGGAGCCGGCACCGGCUCAUUUUAGCGACUCGGAAGCGGCCCCUCCUUGUCAGUGGCGGCCGCCGGGAUUCGGGCCCCUCCUUCAUCGAAACUUCCCCCGUCCGUCUUUCUCGUCAGUCCAGCACCGGAAGCUAGUGACUGUCGAUAUCCGGCCGGAGCGAGAGCACAGCGGGGGAGCCGGCCUGCUUGUCCCGGGAGCCUUCUCAUGCGGUAACUGCCACCAAAAGCGGUGCUGUGAGGCUGGACUGAGUCACAGCAGUUACCUCGGGACUCGCUUUACGGACUGGCCGGGCUGAGACACCAGGGGAACUUUGGACUGGAGACCGCCUGACUUUCCAGGAGUGCCCCGACCCGACAGCCGGUGACCUCAUAGAGGAGAACCAGGAGCCGGCACCCAAACAGGACUGGGUGCCUCACCCAACACCCUCUGCAACCGAGAGCCUCACCCAGGGCACCCUGUAGGACAGCACCCCAUCCCGGGUCCACCCAUCAGCCCUUGUGACUGGGAACUUCACCUGGAGUUCACCCAACAACUUUGAGACUUACUCAUUGGGCCCCCUGCAACUUCGAGACUCACUCAUCCGACCCCUACAACUUGUAGUCUCACUCAUCGGGCCCCUACUACUUUAAGACUCUCAGUGAGCCCCCCACAACUUGAGCCACUUUGCAGGACCCAUAUAACAUCAGUACCUGGACACCUGACAUCCUCUAAGCUGUAUACAAGGGCAACCGUCUGACAGGGCACCUUAUUCAGAGGGCAUUUAGCAAUUUCUAGACAAGCUGUUUAACCCGGUGCAGUCUGUUGGCACCUGGUAUCAUGGACUUUUUGGCCUACAGAAUAUAAUAUCUUAAAAGGGACCUUUUUGUUUUUAUAAUUCUUAUUUCAAAAAGGAACUUGCUGGAGGACACUUGACAAUCCAAGGAUCUUGGAGACACCCAGUUCCUUAUUCCCAAGAAGCUGUAUUUAAUGCUCCACCAUGGGCAAGGUGCUUUCCAAGAUUUUCGGCAACAAGGAGAUGCGGAUUCUCAUGCUGGGACUGGACGCAGCCGGUAAAACCACCAUCCUGUACAAACUGAAGCUGGGCCAGUCUGUCACCACCAUCCCCACCGUGGGCUUCAAUGUGGAGACCGUAACUUAUAAGAACGUCAAAUUCAACGUGUGGGACGUUGGGGGCCAGGAUAAGAUCCGACCCCUUUGGAGGCAUUACUACACCGGGACACAAGGGCUCAUCUUCGUGGUGGACUGCGCUGAUCGGGACCGAAUCGACGAGGCCAGACAGGAACUUCACCGUAUUAUAAAUGACAGGGAAAUGAGGGACGCCAUCAUCCUAAUAUUUGCCAAUAAGCAAGACCUUCCGGAUGCCAUGAAACCUCACGAGAUUCAGGAGAAACUUGGCCUGACCCGGAUCAGGGAUAGGAAUUGGUAUGUGCAGCCGUCCUGCGCUACGAGCGGAGACGGUCUCUACGAAGGACUCACGUGGUUAACAUCCAACUAUAAAUCCUAAUGACUAGUA
This is a messenger RNA of Hyla sarda, 1628 nucleotides long. RefSeq names its product ADP ribosylation factor 6 (gene ARF6). The transcript has a single exon. Gene Ontology annotation, molecular function: GTPase activity; GTP binding. The coding region runs from base 1092 to 1619 and encodes 175 amino acids. Gene Ontology annotation, biological process: intracellular protein transport; vesicle-mediated transport. The record is from RefSeq and is a predicted model, not a curated record. Lineage: Eukaryota; Metazoa; Chordata; Amphibia; Anura; Hylidae. Gene Ontology annotation, cellular component: cytoplasm.